Molecule: messenger RNA, 2400 nt
Organism: Phytophthora nicotianae INRA-310
Lineage: Eukaryota; Oomycota; Peronosporomycetes; Peronosporales; Peronosporaceae
Exons: 1
Coding region: 310-2241 (643 amino acids)
Source: RefSeq, a predicted model, not a curated record
CAAACUUCCAGUGAAACCGUCCAUCCCCUUUUUUUCUACUUGCCUCUCAUUCGUGUCAUCGAGUCGGACCGAAAGAGCGAGUCAAGCUGUGACUUGUGACCAAAUAGGCAAAAGGAGACCUCGCAGUCUCCCGUGCAUGACGACGAGAGCACAAAGCGGAGUGUUGCGUGCGAUUAGAAGGCCUCACCACGCCCUGCAGCGCAUUCUCUCAGUCUCUCCGACCUCAGCGGACGUUUCCUCGCUCUAUUCCGGCCGCUUCAGGCCUCGGCCGCUCUUCUACUAUCCCAAACACACAAAUACUACGGCCGAAUGCAGAGUGAGCGGUCUUCCAAGAGCUACAGCUUCAUCUCCGAAGGCUCCUUCUGCGCCGAGAGCACCGCGUACGACUGGGAUCGUAUCGCUGCGCAGACUGGCGCCGGGGACGACGUCUACGGCCUUCGAGUGCCUCGAGAGCUGCGUGUACACUCGUCCACACCGACGGACAAUGUGGACGACGUACUGAGUGUAUCUCCGAGAUCAAGAACAGCUACAGUCAGCAACACGUGCGAAGCGGGACAGAAACACUCGGUCGCGUUCGAUCGGACUUGGGUAGACUCGGAGAUUCCGGUUGUAGGCAGGUCUAGCUCCGCUCCACCGUCCAUUCAGCUACUACAGGAAGUGAUUCGACCGUCGGAGAGGAGGAGAGCCGCUACAGCGCCGCCCUCGGGCUUCUUUAACCACUUAUUGUACGGCAGUUUACGAGCCGGAGCAUUGGCAGAAUUAUUCUCGGAGCCUUACUGCGGCUUGGCCAUCUCCGCCGCAGCUACCGGAUUUAUGGUCCCAUUCCUCGCUGACGCAUUCCAGCCACUACUUUGUGUCUAUCUGAGCUUCAACAGCGACCAGUGCACCGCCACACUGCGCUUUCUCAAGCUUCCUGGCGUCAUCAGCUUUUUCAUUGGACUAUUAUCAGAUUUUUACCCAAUUUGGAGCUUCCAUCGCAAGUCGUACAUGCUGGGAGGAUGGAUUUUCGCCUAUAUGGCACUCAUGGCACUUGUAAUUGUGGCAUUAGUCGACGACAGUGCAGGAUUCAUGAACCCCAGCGUCCGAACGUUCUAUGGUGGCGCAGUGUAUGUCCUUCUCAUGAUGGCUACAUCUCUAGGUAUCACAGUGGCCUCAAUAGCGGCGUUUGCGUUCUUGGUGGAAUUAUCACAACGCGAACCCAUUCACGAACGUGGCACGUUAGUGGUGCAGUAUUUGUUGACGCAAGAGGCAGCGACGCUGUUGGCAGAUAUUGUGAUAUCGCUUGUUGUGGGCUACAAUAAGGAGUCCGAUACGACACAGGCAGUGAUCUCGAUGAAGGUUAUUAUUCUUAUAAUGGCGGUAGUGACGUUAGCACCGAUUCCUGCGGUGCUAUUCCGUCUAGACGAGGAACCCAGACAACUCAAAGUGGACUCGGUGGAUCGAUCGUCGCUUACUCAUCAGCUGUGGAGUAUUCUACAGCAAGAGGCAGUGUGGCGGAUCAUCCUGUUCGUCUGCUUCUCCGUGUUCCUGUCUUCGUUCAGAUUCAACUUUGCCGACGACGCCGUGCUGUACUGGGCUAAUGCAUCGCCUGAUGCGGAGCGUGUGGGCGAGAUUCCCAAGCAGAUGAUCUUGAUUUUAUCCAUCUUGACGUUCCAGUUGACGCUGUUUAAUUACAGUUGGGUACGCAUCUCAGUGGGAGGCUUGCUCAUUGGAGUGACAGUGUAUCUACUUGCAGCACUACCAACAAUCUUCGAUGGAGUUCGAAGUGCCUGGUAUAUAUUGUCGAUUUUGUCGUUGAUUGGCGUUACGCGUGCGGCGGUGCUGCUGGUGACGUCGCUGCCUGUCGUGGAGAUUACAGAGAAUUGUCUGGAAGGCGCGACCACGGGUCUGGUGUCGUCCUACAAUACGUUGAUCAGUAUGGUGAUUUUGACCUUCUCGGAUGCCAUCAGCUCGUCGAGUGCAGACCUCGAGAAGGACUUUUCGGACAAUGUGAUCGCUCAAGACUCAUCCGAGACGCGUACUCAAGUGCUGUCGUUUGUCUUGUCGAACUGUGCGAUCAACUUGCUGGCGUUGGUACCAAUUCUUUAUUUAUUACCGCGUCAGAAGUUGGAAGCUCAGGAGAUGCGAACCUAUGGAGAGUACAGUCGUCCUGCUGGAAUCGCAAUCGCUGUGUUGUUUGUAGGCCUUGUUGCUUACGCCGCCACGGUGAAUUUGUUGGCAUUGCUGAACGAUACCAAGUGACUGGGGACACGAUGAGGAUGAAUGGAGAAUUUUUUUAUGAAGUAGAGCAUGACGUUUAGUUGUCAGAUAGCUGCAAGUGCUCACUGUCAAUAUGAAUAAGUUUUGGUAGGUAAUAAUGUGAAUAAGACGAGCAGUUUUGACUCCUAAAAUAUUCAAGCU